Messenger RNA from Rhinocladiella mackenziei CBS 650.93, 585 nucleotides. RefSeq lists its product as uncharacterized. Gene Ontology annotation, biological process: mitochondrial respiratory chain complex II assembly. The transcript has a single exon. NCBI's taxonomy places the organism in Eukaryota, Fungi, Ascomycota, Eurotiomycetes, Chaetothyriales, Herpotrichiellaceae. Bases 1 to 585 code for a protein of 194 amino acids. Gene Ontology annotation, cellular component: mitochondrion. The record is from RefSeq and is a predicted model, not a curated record.
AUGAACCCGACCAUGCAUGGUCUUCGAUAUCUGAGCUCCGCUCCCCGGGCGCAUCUCUUCACCUGCGCAUACACCAGCCUCCGCCGUCUCAGCAUCUCCGUGCCACGAAGAAAUGAUUCAGGCCGCUCACCAAGUCCGUUCGGCUUUGGGGGAGGACCUUCGCCACCACGCCUGCCAAAAGAAGAACAAGAGAUCUUUGAGUCUCUCCAGCGUGCCUCAACCGGCGCAUUUUCCACGCCGCGGACUCCUGCGCGGAUACACCAAUCACCAGACUCGUCCACGUCCAGGGUUAAUGAUGCGGAAUUAGCGAUAGAAGCGAGAGUUGAAGAGGUUCAAUCAGGCGGGGGUGAGAAUAUGACUCCGGUGUCGGAGGAACAGUCGCCGCUCAAGGGAGAGUAUGAUCGCAUGAUCGAGGCUAGGGCACAAGGUGAAGAGCUGCAUCCAAAUGUGGCGAGAGGUGCACGACCCGAAUUUGAGGGCGAUAUAAAUCCCAAAACAGGAGAGAUCGGUGGUCCAAAGAACGAGCCUUUGAGAUGGGGUGCAGAAGGAGAAUGGAGUUACAACGGGAGAACUACAGAUUUCUGA